GAUAACUGCAGUUCUCGCACUUCUCGUUGGCCUUGCAGAAUUGUAAACAAACGUGUGAUCGUAGUUCCACCAAGGGACGAACCAGGCCAGUCCCUCGAAAAACCAACACAGAUACACGAGCUGUAAGCUUCGAGAAAGAAUUUUUGGGAGAAAACGCCUUGUUACAGCGAUUUUAGCGGAGUCAAAGCGAAGACGCGACUGAGGGACAUUAACUGGAAUACGAGUGAUAAGCCAGCUAACGUUAGCUGGCAGACGCUUGUACAGUCUUGAUUGCCCUCAUCAGGACCCAGCCUAAUUCAGGAUGGUGUAUGUUGGGGCGCAGCUGGGCGUAUUGGUGCUAGUCUUAUUCUGCACUAUGUCGCCGUCUCCUGGUCAGGCAUAUAUAUAUGCUCAUUACAGUAACAUGACCUCCAUGCUGUUUGAGGAUCUGCCUGCUCUCUUCGGCCCUACUCUGCCAAAAGACGGACUCAGGGGUGUGCUGGUUGAAGCUCAUCCUCAAAAUGCUUGCACACCUAUAGAUCCUCCUCCAGUUUCUCCCACACCCUCCGAUCCCAACAGCACUACAAAAUACAUUGUCCUUAUCCGACGCUAUGACUGUAACUUUGAUAUCAAGGUGCUCCAUGCACAGCAGGCCGGUUUCAGUGCAGCCAUAGUUCACAACAUGUACUCUAAUUCACUUCUCAGUAUGGGAUACAGCAAUGACACCAUUGCGGAGGAGAUCGAGAUUCCUUCUGUGUUCACAAGCUACUAUGCCUCUCAGAUACUGCGCACCUUUAUCAUACCAGAGAAAGGGGCUUACGUGAUUCUAAAGCCUGAGUUCUCUUUCCCUCUGACCUACUAUCUCAUCCCCUUCACUGGAGUUGUUGGCAUGAUCAUCAUUGUCAUGGUCAUCAUACUGAUUGUGCGGUGCGUGCAGCACAGGAAGAGACUUCGCAAAAACAGACUCUCCAAAGAACAGCUGAAGAAAAUCCCCACUCACAAGUUUGUUAAAGGCGAUAAUUAUGAUGUGUGUGCGAUCUGCCUUGAUGAAUAUGAAGAGGGAGAUAAGCUGAGAGUGCUGCCCUGUUCCCAUGCUUACCACUGCAGGUGUGUGGACCCCUGGCUCACCCAAACUAAGAAAACCUGCCCAGUGUGCAAGCAACGUGUGACCCGUCCCAACCCAGAGUACUCCGAGUCUUCAGAUUCUGACGGAGAGUCAGGGCCACACGAGGCUGAAGAGGAAGGAGUGACCAGCGAGGCUGAUUCAGAGCGCACACCUCUCCUUCGGCCCUCCAACCCCUCGUCCCCCGCCUCCUCCAGCCCGCCUCCCACUUACGCCUCCACAGUAACGUCAGAGGCAGCCGUCGCUACAGUAACAACCGCCGCAAAGUGCUUGCCGCACGCACCGCAGCCUGACGUGCCCCUGCUGGGAUACGAUGAGUACUACUCACCCGUAGAGGACUCGGAUGAAGGUACUGAUGAGGAGGAGGGUCACCCCUCAGAUAGCGAUACCGCAGAGCUUAUCGGACGGGGUGCUGUGCGAGUCUGAGGGGUCAAUUAAAAACAGCUUUGGUUGUUAUAGGGUGUGUUUUCUCUGUUGUAUAUCACAGAGCUCAUAUUUAGCGCACUCCAGUCUCGCUGAGAUAUGCAUCCACCUAGCUAGUGCGAUCAACACUACACAGCAAUUUUUCUUUUCGACCCUAAAAUUUGGUCCAUGUCCAAAUAGAAGUUAAACGUAACUUUUUGUCGUCAAGUGAAUGUAACGGUUUCUUAACAAAAUAGUCCAUCCAUAAAUAAAUUAGAACAGAUAAUUUACUCGCCCUCAUGUGAUUGCAAACCAAUAUGGAUUUCUUUCUUCCCUGAAAACACUUUCUAGCAAUAAGCUGAUUAGUUGUGCUUGGUUAGGGAGACUUACAAAACACUGUUCUACAAGACAACAGCAACAAAAAAAAAAACCCACUGUCAAAGCUGUACACGUGUAAAGCCUGAAUAUGUGGAAGUACAAAUGAGAUUUUAAAGUUGCGUUGUGUUGAAUGAUGAUGGUUCACACAAAAAUCAAACAUCUUUCAUCAAUUACUCAACUCUUGUGUCGUCCCAAACCCAUAAGACUUCCAUUAAUCUUUGAACACAAACACUCAUCUGUUGAAAGUCCAUGCAACCAACAAUUUAAUGCAUUAAAAACAUUCAAAAAAGACAUCAUAAAAGCAAAAUCAGUCAGAAUAUAAAAUUAAGUGUAAUUGAAGUCUUCUGAAGAAUUUAUUUGAUGAACGGACUAAAUUUAGGCUUUUUCUCAUACACGCAUACAUAGAGAAUAUCAAAAUAUGGUAAACUCAACUGUACUCACAUGGUGUGUAUAGACAAACCUCACUGAUUCUUUCGUGUCAAGCAAGUAUAACUGAGUUUUCUUUUACCAUAUUUUGAUGUUGUCAUGUAAGUGUUUAUUAAAAUUUAUAUGUGAAUAAAAUCCUAAAUUAAAUCAGUUUGUUAUAUAAAGUGACUUAAAGACUAAACUGAUUAGGAGUUCAUAUGGAUUCCUUUUAUGACCUUUUUAUGAACUUGUUGAAACUUGAAAGUUUUGGGUCAGUAGACAUUCAAUUGUGGGACAGAAAUCUGUCAAGUUUCAUUUAAAAUAUCUUCAUUUGUGUUUUGAAGAUGAAUGAAAGACCUAUUGGUUUAGAAUGACAUGAUAGUGAGUAAAUGAUAACGAUUUAAAUUUUUAGUUGAACUAUCCCUUUAAAUUCUGCUUUGUUCCUUGCACAAAGCUGUCAUAUGACUUCACGAGAUGUAGAAUGUAGCACAUUAAUCACGUGGAUUAAUUUAAUGGUGAUUGAUUGUCAUUUUGGGAGCUUGGUCAGCUUCCUUAUUCUACUAAAUUUCUCCAUUUGGGUUUCACUAAGAAAAAAAACUCAAAAUGAUGGUGAGUAAAUAGUGACAGAAUUCUCAAAAUUGUGGGUGGACUAUUUCUUGUUGUCACCAUUUAUGUGCAAUACGGACAGGUUGCCAGUUUGUAAAUUAGUCAUUUCAUUUUAUUUAUACAUACAGAGGCCACACAAAAAUUAUUGCAGACUUCCGACUUAGCGUUUUUGAAAACUAACUUGUUUUAUGUUAUUUUUAGUAAACACCUGCAUAAAUCAACCUGUUUAACCGAUCAGACGAUACCAUUCUACAGGAUGUCUUUAGGUUUUUACAACAACAAAAAUUCCUUUAAAAUCUCUCUUUUUUUUUUUUUAAUACAUAAGCUGUCUGAACCAGUUCCUUGUUCCUCUUUUUCUGCAUUAUAUAAUGACAUUAUUCUCUCUCAUAUUGAUAUACAGUUAAUACAUAAGGUUGCAGUUAAAAGUUUUAUUAACGUUAUUGAUGCAAGCUGUAAAGCUGGAUGGACAAACGGUCUUAUUCUUUGUUUAAUAUAGAUAUUUGCAAUAUAAAUGCUAGCUGCUGUUUGAAAUUCAAAUUGACUUUGAUCAUAGCUGACAGUGUAUUGACUUAAUAGCGAUGUUCAUAACCUUUUACUGUCCUGUUCGCAUCUCAGAUGAAUAAGGUACCUUUGUUGUCUGUACUAAAUAAACCUGUGCCUCCUCCAGAUAUUCAUUUGUAAAUGUAACACCAUCUGUUUCUUCCUUUAAAUCACUAAUGAGUCAAAUGAA
Molecule: messenger RNA, 3623 nt
Organism: Cyprinus carpio (common carp)
Lineage: Eukaryota; Metazoa; Chordata; Actinopteri; Cypriniformes; Cyprinidae
Gene: rnf167
Product: ring finger protein 167
Biological process (GO): protein ubiquitination; positive regulation of DNA-templated transcription; ubiquitin-dependent protein catabolic process
Cellular component (GO): cytoplasm; nucleoplasm
Molecular function (GO): ubiquitin protein ligase activity
Source: RefSeq, a predicted model, not a curated record